AUGAUUAUUGAAGCCAACUUUAAAAACAUCGAGCCAAGCACACCUUUCAUAGAUUCACAUUGCCAUAUAGACCUCAUGUCAAAAAGAAUCGAAAAUUUUACAAUUUUUCCUGACUUUCUGAAAACAAAUCAAGGAACAUUUGCCCAAAAUUAUGCGGUUUGUGUGGUGGUGUUCUCUUAUCCUAAGGAUUGGUCGAGUCCAAAUUUUGCUGAUGACGUAUUGGAGCCUCUGCUAAAAUUAGGCAACAUGUGGCCAAUAAUUGGCUGUCAUCCGAGAGACGCAUUUUCAUUUAACAAAUUCAAAAGUCAGAAAUUGCAAAACUUGCUAUCGGGCAAGAGAAUUAAAGCAGUAGGCAAGAUGGGCCUCGAUUACUCACUAUUAUGCUUUCGAAAUAGCAACUACAUCGGCCUUACACCGGCUGUCACUAAUUUUUUAAAAUACCCGACUUUGAAAAAUGUUAUGAAAGAAAUUCCGUUGAACAAACUCUUAAUAGAAACCGACGCUCCAUAUUAUACGCAAACAUGUUUAAACAUUAAUUGGAAUGCCAAUAGUAUAGAAACACUGAAAUUUACUAACCCAAGAAAUGAGUCACUCCUCGAUCCACAACCGUUACAAGACGUGCCGGGCUUAUGCAUCACUAAAAUCACAAACGUAAGAUUCUACAGAAAUGACAAAUAUUCCAAAGACAAUGCGUCCUUCUCUGUCAACUUGAACAACUUAUAUCAUUAUAAUGAUAUAGAUACGAGGAGCAAUGAUAAGCAGACAAACCACGUGCCAAACAACGAAAGAACUGAUUAUUGA
Molecule: messenger RNA, 801 nt
Organism: Helobdella robusta
Lineage: Eukaryota; Metazoa; Annelida; Clitellata; Rhynchobdellida; Glossiphoniidae
Exons: 4
Coding region: 1-801 (266 amino acids)
Molecular function (GO): hydrolase activity, acting on ester bonds
Source: RefSeq, a predicted model, not a curated record